Plasmodium knowlesi strain H is the source of this 789-nucleotide messenger RNA. Its product is annotated as conserved Plasmodium protein, unknown function. The coding region runs from base 1 to 789 and encodes 262 amino acids. Lineage: Eukaryota; Apicomplexa; Aconoidasida; Haemosporida; Plasmodiidae. The record is from RefSeq and is a predicted model, not a curated record. The transcript is spliced from 2 exons.
AUGAGUUCAAAUUGUUCACAGGAGAAUGAGGAAGAAGCAAAUAUAAUAGACGGGAGGUUCCAAGGUUUGCUAAAAUUAAAAGCGCGAAAUGGCGCCGUGAGCAGCGGAGCGGCUAGCAGCCAUUUGAGUAGCAACGUGGGUGGCAUAUUUAACGGUAGCCUUGGCUACAACGAGGAUGGCACCUCCAGUAACACCUACAUCGGCAACGGAGCCCCCUACAACAAUGCCUCCAGUAGCAACUACUAUGUUGGCGCAAACAGAAGCACACCAGAAAAUGAAGAGACACACGGAGGAGGGGAUUUGUCGAACAUAAAAUUUUGCCAAAAUGGCCAGUACAAGAGAUACCAUGAUUUUUACAAUAAUAAAAACUCCUUCCAACAUUAUUUGAAAAAAUUAAAAGCGUGUAGAAUAGACGCAGAUGAACUUCGAAAUAUUUUGGAAAAGAGACUCACCUUAGAUCGUGAAAACCAAAUGCUUAAGUCAAUACAAGAUGAUGAUAAAAAAGGCUUUGGAAGUGAAACCAAUUCCUCCUCGUCCAACCAUGAAGGCUUACACCUGUACAGGAAACUCAAUUUUUUGAACAAAAAUAAUAGAAGCAAAUCAAAGAAUAAAAACAGAAAGAGAAAAAGAAUUAAUUCAAAAAUUGACAAAAAAUUUAUUAUUAAAUGCCGAACUUGUAAGUACGUCAACCCCAAUGGUUUCAAGAUGGGGGAUUACUACACAUGCCAGAAUUGUGGGUACAACGACUUUUCCGUGUUGCGGUCCAGUUCUCCCAACAACGGGGAGUAG